ACUGUGAAGCGUAAACAGCGAGUCCUACAAUUUGGACCCUCGUAUUAUACUUGUCUUCUGUGCAGGCCAACACAGGGAGCGAAUUCGGAUAAAAAUGUUUCCAGAUAACAUCUGUCAAGUACUGCUUCUAGUGGCUGUAGUGGUGGGGUCAAGCCACAGUCAGCAGCACUACUGCUCGUAUCCUAGUAGUACCGAGCUGGAGAGUGUGAUUGCCGCCAUCAUCGCCUCAGGAGAUGCUGCAGCUAAACCCACGAUAACUCUGCUGGAUUUCAAUCCCGUCUGUCGUUCAUUCACUGACCGACAAGACCUCCUACGUGGAGUGUCAGUCGUGGUGCAGUACACUUGCUCUGGUCACUCCAACUGCCGAUCAGGAACUGUAGUGGAGCAGAUUGAGUCUGGUUGUGAAAGUGGAAAGUGGAGCAUUAGAGUAGAAGGCUCUACUUCUUUCACUCGUUCAGAAUCCACUGAAGCCAGUCUUUCUACCACUGCCAGAGAAGACUGUUCAGCUUGUGUGUCUCCAGAACUAGCAAGCAGUCUGGGUGUCACGACUGAUAGCGUAACUCACUGUGUAGCCUGUAACUCAACAUGUGAUCAAGGUCUCAUGAGAUGCUUUGGAUUUGGUGCCAGUGACUGCUGCAACUUCUACAACAACUCAGUGUGUGUGGAGCAGUGUCCCAGUCCUUUCAUGUCCAACUCUGACAGUAUAUGUGUCUGUCCAGAGGGGACUACUGGCCACAACUGCGAAGAUGAUGUUGACUGUGGUAGUCUUACAGACCCAGUGAAUGGAGCAGUUACUGUGACUAAUACAACAUUCAACUCAACAGCCACUUACUCCUGCAAUGAUGGCUACAGUCUAGUGGGAGAUACCACCAGAACAUGUGAGGCAAGUGGUCUCUGGUCUGGGGAACCAAAAUUAUGCUGUACAACAAACUGUAUUGAUUGUGACGUGGACGGUUGCAAAGUAUGCGGAGCAGAUUACAAGCUUGAGAAUGGAGUUUGCAAGUGUGUUGUUACUGGUUGCAGCAGUUGCGAAAGUGACUCCAGCAAGUGUGAUACAUGUGAAGAAGGGCGGAGACUGGACGAUGAUAAGUCAGCCUGCUCAGAAUGCGCAGUUACUGGUUGCAGUAAUUGUGACAGUGAUGUCAGCAAGUGUGACACAUGUGAGGAAGGACGACUGAGCGAUGAGAAAUCAGCCUGUAUCACCGGAAAUGAUGGUGGCAGUGAAAAUGAUGAUGAUAAUGGUCUCUCUAUUGGAGCCAUCAUUGGUAUUGUGAUUGCUUGCAUCGUUGCUGUCGUUGUUAUUGUCGUGGUUGUUAUAGCGAUUGCACUGUAUGCAGUCUUCCGUAACAACAAGUAGAACAAACAAUUCUCCAUGUGUCAACAAUGUGUUUAUUGCAAAAGUAGCUUACAUUCUGUCGUCCAUUUAGCUAUAAUUAUAAUACUUUUACAGGCGCAUGGCUUUAGAUUCAUGCGGCGCUUGCGCGCGCGCGAUUUUGUGUUUUGGGGGGUGGGGCUGUCGAGUGCUGCAAACUAUUACAGUGCAGUGCAGUGCAGUGCAGUGACCGAGAAUAGAACUCUACCGACUUUUGUAGGCCAGUCUCGUAGUCAGGAUGUUCUCUGCUACCUUUCAUCAGCUACUUCUAGUGGCCGUGGUUAUGGUAGGGACAAGCUACAGUCAGCAGCACUACUGCUCGUAUCCUAGUAGUACCGAGCUGGAGAGUGUGAUUGCCGCCAUCAUCGCCUCAGGAGAUGCUGCAGCUGAACCCACGAUAACUCUGCUGGAUUUCAACCCCGUCUGUCGUUCAUUCACUGACCGACAAGACCUCCUACGUGGAGUGUCAGUCGUGGUGCAGUACACUUGCUCUGGUCACUCCAACUGCCGAUCAGGAACUGUAGUGGAGCAGAUUGAGUCUGGUUGUGAAAGGGGAAAGUGGAGCAUUAGAGUAGAAGGCUCUACUUCUUUCACUCGUUCAGAAUCCACUGAAGCCAGUCUUUCUACCACUGCCAGAGAAGACUGUUCAGCUUGUGUGUCUCCAGAACUAGCAAGCAGUCUGGGUGUCACGACUGAUAGCGUAACUCACUGUGUAGCCUGUAACUCAACAUGUGAUCAAGGUCUCAUGAGAUGCUUUGGAUUUGGUGCCAGUGACUGCUGCAACUUCUACAACAACUCAGUGUGUGUGGAGCAGUGUCCCAGUCCUUUCAUGUCCAACUCUGACAGUAUAUGUGUCUGUCCAGAGGGUAAAACUGGCCACAACUGCGAAGAUGAUAUUGUCUGUGAAGAAUUGGAAACGACUAAUGCCAUGGUUGGAUACACCAACACAACGAUGAUUAACUCAGUGGCCAUUUACUCCUGUGAUGAUGGCUACAGUCUAGUUGGAGACGCCAGCAGAACGUGUUUAGAAACUGGUCUGUGGUCUGGUACUGCUCCUACAUGUAACAUUGACUGCGGAGCUCUUGAAAAACCAGUCAGUGGAAGUGUUUCAUUUUCAAACGGGACAGUAAUGGGAUCUCUGGCUACCUACUCCUGCGAUGCUGGCUAUGCCGUACAGGGAAAUACCACCAGGACGUGCCUGGCUAGUGGAAGCUGGUCCGCAACUGCCCCAACAUGCGAAAAAGCUUGUGAAGUGACUGACUGUUACUCUUGUGAGUCAGAUGUUAUAAAAUGCGAUGCAUGCAGUGGUGGAAAAGCCUACGAUGAGAAAAGUGGCAACUGUGCAAGUAUUGAGUGUAUGGAGUGUGAUGAUUGUGACGGACUCUUGGGUGGAUUGAUUGCUGUUGCUGCAGUUCUUCUGAUUGUCCUUGUGGCUGUGGCAGUUACAAUUUCACUUUGCAUUUUGGGGAAGAAAAAAGUAGGGGAAAAUGCAGUUCGGCCAUCGGAAACAGUUGUAGAUGAGAAACUCUUGCUAGGAAAAGAGUAGAACUUUUUACCUGCGAUUUCUAUACGGAGACUGCGCAUGCGCAGACUUUGACGUUUGGCCUUCACCUUUGCCCCCCCGAUCGCGAUCGCAGCCGGCGAGACACUCGUCCAUUUUAAGAUGUUGGCAGCAAGGAGAGUCCUCUGUGGCUAUGCAAGACGUGUCCCCGUGCUCAGGAGACCGUCUGCCAGGGCUUGGUCUACGGGGGCACGCGAGGUAGCAGCUGCCGCGGUCUUCAUAACAAGUCCGCUCCGCCCCUCGCGAGCGUCUCUCUCUCUUCUUCACCGCCAACUGCGUGCACCCUCGACGUUUCUCAGACGAGGAUAUGUAGAUCUGCCGGCCCAUCGACUGGUGAAGCUGCCGGCCCUAUCUCCCACGAUGGAGACUGGUAUGAUAGUGAGCUGGGAGAAAGAGGUCGGAGAUGAGCUAGCUGAGGGAGACAUCCUGGCCCAAGUGGAGACCGACAAGGCUACGAUGGACAUGGAGACACCAGCAGAAGGAUUCCUGGCCAAGAUCCUAGUUGAACCUGGGGUUAAAGACCUUCCUCUCGGGAAACCACUGUGUGUGAUAGUGGAGGAGGAAGGAGAUGUGGGAUCAUUCGGUAAUUACCAGCCACCAGAAGAAGGUCCAUCCGCUCCACAAACAGAGCCACCAGCUCCACAACCUGAAGCCCCUCCCCCCCUCUCCUCCUCCUCCUCCUCCCCCUCCUCCUCCUCCCUCACAACCAGCAGUUUCAUUGGGCGGUAGUGGAGACAGGAUAAGAGCCAGUCCUUUUGCCAAGAACCUGGCCAGUCAGAGAGGAGUCAGCCUUCAGGAUAUCCAGGGAACGGGAAUGGACGGCAGGAUUGUCUCCAGGGACAUCCUCGGAGCCACACCCACUGACACACCCACCAUGAUCGCUCCGGGUGCAGAGUUCACCGACAUUGAUCUCACCAACAUGAGAAAGACGAUAGCCAAGCGUCUGGUGGAGGCGAAGCAGUCCAUACCUCAUUACUACCUCACCAUCGAUGUACUCAUGGACGACAUUCUAGAAGUUCGUCGUAGUCUGAACGAGAGAGGAAGAGGAGAGUACAAACUCUCCGUCAAUGACUUUGUGGUGAAGGCAGCUGCUCUGGCCAUGUCCGACGUACCCGAGGUCAACUCCAGCUGGAUGGACACUUUCAUUCGACAAUACCAUACGGUUGAUGUUAGUGUUGCUGUGGCAACACCCGCUGGGUUAAUCACACCCAUUGUCAAGAAUGCUGAUGGAAAAGGGCUGAGGACAAUAAACCAGGAGAUAAGCCACCUGGCAGAGAGGGCCAGGGAGGGCAAACUACAACCACACGAGUUCCAAGGCGGGACGUUCACCAUUUCAAACCUGGGCAUGUUUGGAGUGCGGCAGUUCACUGCCAUCAUUAAUCCUCCUCAGUCCUGCAUAUUGGCCGUCGGAGCUACUGAGAAGAGGGUUGUGGCUGAUGAGCAAUCAGUUCAGGGCCACCGCACAGCCAGUGUCAUGAGCGUUACUCUGAGCUGCGACCACAGAGUGGUCGACGGAGCAAUCGGGGCUCAGUGGCUGUCCGCCUUCCGUACCAAACUCCAGGAACCAAACACAAUGCUACUCUGAGACUAUAUAUAACGCAUAAAACACACAGCAGUCAUGUUUACGUGUUUCUAUAAUAGCUCCUGCUCAUUAGUGCAA
Messenger RNA from Geodia barretti, 4593 nucleotides. NCBI's taxonomy places the organism in Eukaryota, Metazoa, Porifera, Demospongiae, Tetractinellida, Geodiidae. The record is from the annotation of a GenBank genome assembly.